This is a messenger RNA of Cydia amplana, 1829 nucleotides long. RefSeq lists its product as uncharacterized. Lineage: Eukaryota; Metazoa; Arthropoda; Insecta; Lepidoptera; Tortricidae. The transcript has a single exon. Gene Ontology annotation, biological process: DNA integration. The coding region runs from base 380 to 1798 and encodes 472 amino acids. Gene Ontology annotation, molecular function: nucleic acid binding. The record is from RefSeq and is a predicted model, not a curated record.
UUGGUGCGACUCAAGUAUCGUGCUGAGCUGGUUGCAUAAUAAAUCUGCUAAACUAAAGGUAUUCGUGGCUAAUCGCAUAAAUGAAAUCUUAGAAAAGACUAAAGAAUCAACGUGGAGAUAUGUGCCUACCUCUGCAAAUCCAGCUGAUUUAAUUUCGCGGGGAGUGGAUGCCUGCCAGCUUCCAAAGCUGGAUCUGUGGUGGUUUGGACCUACAUUUUUAACUGAAGAUGAAUCUAAAUGGCCUGUUUUAAAUAAUCUUAAAAUUGAUGACUUACCUGAAACUAAAUGUAAUGUUGUAAAUUUAGAAACUCCCAUCGUAGACUUCGAAAAAUAUUCUACGCUAAAUAAAUUGCAAAGAUCGUUUGCAUAUGUUAAGAGAAUGAUAUUUAAUCUAAAAAAUCCUAAAAAUAAACGAGUAGGUGUUUUAACUGUUGACGAGUUGACAGAAUCGUUUAAAUUUCUCUGUUUAAUCGCUCAAAAACAAUCGUUCCAAGAUGAGUACGAGAUGCUUACUAAAUCUAAGCCGUUAAGCUCUAAAUCUAAAAUAUUAAAGCUUUCACCUUUUUUAGAUAACGACAAGGUGAUUAGGGUUGGCGGUCGAAUCGAUGCAUCUGAUUAUCCGUAUGAAAAGAAGCACCAAAUUUUGCUUCACGCAUCUCAUCGUUUAUCAAAACUUAUAUUUGCCAAUGUGCACAUAAAACAUAUGCACGCGCCUCCUCAAUUAUUGUUGUCUCUUGUUAAGGAAACCGUAUGGCCUAUAAAUGGAAGACGCCUUGCUCAGCGCACAGUAAACAAUUGCAUGCGAUGCAGGCGUGCUCGCGGUCAGACUCUGACCCCAAAAAUGGGAAAUCUCCCAGCUCAGAGAAUAAAUGCGGAUUUUCCGUUUAUAUCAGUAGGUUUAGAUUUUGCGGGACCUUUCUAUAUUUUAAAUAGGAAGGGUCGAGGUGCUAAAUUAAUAAAAUGCUAUUUAUGUUUAUUUGUGUGUUUACGCUAUAAAUGUUUGCACUUAGAAGCGGUUAGUGAUCUAACAAAAAAUGCUUUCAUAAUGACGCUUAGGAGGUUCAUUGCGCGAAGGGGCAAGCCUGCGGAAAUAUUCUGUGACAAUGGUCGAAAUUUUGUCUCCGCGGCUAAAGAAAUAGGUCAAUUCAUAAAAGCUAAUCAGGAACCUAUGUCUGAUUUUGCGAAUCAAGAAUACAUAAAGUUCAUAUUCACUCCAACUUACGCACCUCACUUCGGCGGUAUCUGGGAGGCCGGAGUAAAAUCCGCAAAGCACCAUAUAAAACGUGUAAUAGGCAAUAGCCAUUUGACAUUUGAGGAAAUAGGAACUCUAUUUGCGCAAGUGGAAGCGAUUCUAAACAGUCGUCCCUUGUGCCCCAUGUCUACGUCCCCUGACGACCUCCUUUCCCUCUCUCCAGGGCACUUCUUAAUCGGAAGACCACUGACUGCACUGCCGUCGCCUGCACUGGAGAACCGCCAGGAGAUGUCUCUUCAACGUUAUGCUAGGAUAGAAAAGAUACGCCAGCAUUUUUGGAAUAGAUGGCAGAGAGAAUAUAUAUCCGAAUUACAAGAGAGAACCAAAUGGAGAACAAACACUGCCAAACUUAAUUUGGGCGACUUGGUUCUGCUCCACGAAGAUCACGUGCCUCCGCUAUGCUGGCGCCUUGGAAGGGUUACGCGCUUGUUCCCGGGAGCCGACGGUGUUGCCAGGGUUGCAGACGUAACCACCACAAAGGGAUGCGUACGACGACCACUCGUUCGCCUCUGCCCUCUACCAUCGCCGGAGGACUUGAAGUUUUGAAAGGCUGUUCCUUUCAACGAGGCGGGAAGAU